AUGGCGGCGCCGGGUGCUGCUCCUGAGGCGGCGGCCGCUUCUUCCUCCUUCCUGGGCUUCAGCGUCAGUUCGCGGGACCCCAGCCGGCUCCCCUCGCGGCGGGUGGGCGGCCGGGGCGCCCGGAACCGCAAGAAGGGCUGGAAGCGCUGGCGGGGCCCCGAGGCCGAGCUGGGCCGGGAGCUCGGGGACUGGCUGGAAGAGCGGGCCUCGGAGCUGCGGCACUUGGGAGGACCGGUGUCGGAAAAGCCAAAUGAAAGCCUCUUCUUCGUAGAUACCAGCACCGAACAGCAAGGUCAGAAAGAGAAACCAGCCAAAGAGAAGCCUCUGAAGAUUGACUUGAUCCUACAGCCAGAUUCCAAGGUCCCUCCACCCAAAAACAUCCUUUCGUAUCAGGUCCCCAAUGGCCGGAAGUUGAAACGGAAGCAGCGACUCUGGGAGAAGCUGUCAGAAAGGGGGGUGGUGCCCCGAAAAGAACGGCUCCUUCAGCAGAGGUUACAAAACCCACCGAAAGCCAAGAUAGUCGGAGCAGACAGUGGGACCGAUCCCUCUCGGGAGUUCUACGACAUUUGGGCAGAUUCAAACCCGUUUGAUCAAGCUCUAGCUGGGCAGGAUGCCUUUUUCCUGGAACAAACCAAGAAGCAGCCUGUGCAGCGUCCAGACAGGCUGAAGAAGACCCCAUCCGAGCUGCCAGCCAUGGAGAUCAUCUCCCCGGGUGGAUCUUACAAUCCCAGCUUCCAGUCUCACCAGGCAUUGCUCCUCCAGGCCUUCGAAGCGGAGCUGGUGAGGCAGAAGGCAGCAGAGAGGCUGCAGCGCCAGUUGAAUUUCCCCACCGCCGCGGAGGCCCCCACCCAGGAGUCGGUGUUUCAGGAGCAAUGCGAGGGCCUCAUGGAAGAGGAAUCGGAGGGCGAGGAAGGGCAGGACAGGCCCCAGAAGGAGGAGGACCCGCAGGCAGCCCCCCACCAGGCAGUCUCCCCUCUCUUCACAGCAACGGCGGCCGGAGAGAAGAAAACGGAACGGCAGCGCAAGAAGGAAAAAGCCGACAAGCGGUCGAAAGCCCGCGAGCUCUCCGAGAAGGCUGCCCGGCUCAGGAAACAGGAGCUCUUCCAGUUGAAAUCCAUCCGGCUUCAGCUGAAACAGCGGGAGGCCGAGCUGCAACGCCGGAAGCAGAGACGCCAAGCCAAGCGGAAACUGGAGGCCGUCAAGCCCAAACGGCUGGGCAGGCUCAAGUACGAAGAACCCGACGUGGACGUGCAGCUGAGCAGUGAACUGGCGGAGUCCUUGAGGACGCUGAGGCCAGAAGGCAGCAUCCUGAAGGACCGCUUCAAGAGCUUGCAGAAACGCAACAUUAUCGAACCCCGGGAACGGGCCAAGUUCAAAAGGAAAUACCGGCUAAAAUACGUUGAAAAGCGAGCUUUCCGAGAGAUCGUAUUAUAGAAGCGUGAAAAUUAGCGGGCCGGGAGCUCACACGGAGGCCUCGUGUUUCAUUAAAACUCCACAAAACAA
Protobothrops mucrosquamatus (brown spotted pit viper) is the source of this 1503-nucleotide messenger RNA. Its product is annotated as ribosome biogenesis protein NOP53. The transcript is spliced from 13 exons. Bases 1 to 1434 code for a protein of 477 amino acids. Gene Ontology annotation, molecular function: 5S rRNA binding. Gene Ontology annotation, cellular component: nucleolus. Gene Ontology annotation, biological process: ribosomal large subunit assembly; rRNA processing. The record is from RefSeq and is a predicted model, not a curated record. NCBI's taxonomy places the organism in Eukaryota, Metazoa, Chordata, Lepidosauria, Squamata, Viperidae.